AUGAGGAAGCCGAAGCUAUCGAAACUCGAGCGGUUGGAGAAAUUCGACAUGUUCGUCUCUCUCAGCAAGCAGAGAUCGGUUCAGAUACUAAUGGCUGUUGGGUUACUCUACAUGCUCCUCAUCACAUUCGAAAUCCCACUCGUCUUCAAAACCGGUCUCAGCACCUUAUCUCAGGACCCGUUAACCCGACCCGAGAAGCACAACAGCCAGCGAGAGCUACAAGAGCGACGAGCUCCGAGCCGGCCCUUAAAGAGCUUGCUUUUCCAGGAAUCGGAAUCGGAAGCACCGACCCAGGGACGACGAAGAAGGACGACCCGGAUCCUCUCUAGCUUGAAAUUCGACCCGGAAACAUUCAACCCGAGUAGCAAAGACGGGUCGGUGGAGCUCCACAAAUCCGCCAAAGUAGCUUGGGAAGUUGGUCGAAAGCUAUGGGAAGAGCUUGAGUCUGGCAAAACCUUAAAAGCAUUGGAGAAGGAGAAGAAGAGUGAGGAACAUGGGUCAAGCAGCUCAUGCCCUCUCUCGGUUUCCUUAACCGGGUCUGAUCUUUCGAACCGUGGUAACCUCAUGGAGCUUCAAUGCGGGUUAACUCUGGGAUCGCACAUUACAGUGGUUGGGAAGCCACGAGGUGCUCACUCGGAGAAGGACCCGAAGAUAUCGAUGUUGAAACAAGGAGACGAAGCUGUGAAGGUUUCACAGUUCAAGCUCGAGCUUCAGGGCUUGAAAGCAGUGGAAGGGGAAGAUCCACCUCGGAUCCUCCAUUUGAAUCCAAGGCUUAAAGGUGAUUGGAGUGGUAAGCCUGUGAUUGAGCACAACACUUGUUAUAGAAUGCAAUGGGGCUCUGCUCAAAGGUGUGAAGGAUGGAGAUCUAGAGACGAUGAAGAAACCGUUGAUGGUCAGGUGAAGUGUGAGAAAUGGGCUCGAGAUGAUAGCGUUACGUCUGAGGCAGAGUCUAGCAAGGCGGCGACAUGGUGGCUUAGUCGGUUGAUAGGACGGAGCAAGAAAGUGACUGUUGAGUGGCCGUUUCCGUUCACAGUUGAUAAGCUUUUCGUGCUUACACUUAGUGCUGGAUUGGAAGGUUACCAUGUUAGUGUCGAUGGGAAGCACAUCACUUCCUUCCCUUAUCGAACUGGAUUCACGCUUGAGGAUGCUACAGGCUUGACUAUAAACGGGGACAUAGAUGUUCAUUCGGUUUUCGCUGGCUCUCUCCCGACAUCACACCCUAGUUUUUCUCCUGAGAGGUAUCUUGAGCUCUCAAGCAAUUGGCAAGCUCCAUCGCUUGCUAAUGAGCAAGUUGAGAUGUUCAUUGGGAUCCUUUCUGCUGGUAACCAUUUUGCUGAGAGAAUGGCUGUGAGGAAGUCGUGGAUGCAACAUAAACUAGUUAAAUCUUCUAAAGUGGUUGCUCGCUUCUUUGUUGCACUGCACUCGAGGAAGGAAGUGAAUGUAGAGCUGAAGAAGGAAGCUGAAUUCUUUGGGGACGUAGUUAUAGUUCCUUACAUGGAUAGUUACGACUUGGUUGUCCUUAAAACCGUUGCAAUCUGCGAGUAUGGGGCUCAUCAGCUUGCUGCUAAGUACAUAAUGAAGUGCGAUGAUGAUACAUUUGUACAAGUAGAUGCGGUUCUUAGUGAAGCCAAGAGAACACCUGCAGAUAGGAGUCUAUACAUUGGCAACAUCAACUAUUAUCACAAACCUCUCCGCCAGGGUAAAUGGGCAGUUACAUAUGAGGAAUGGCCAGAGGAAGAUUAUCCACCUUAUGCUAAUGGUCCGGGAUACAUCUUAUCAAGCGACAUCUCUCGCUUCAUUGUAAAAGAGUUUGAGCAACACAAAUUAAGGAUGUUCAAGAUGGAAGAUGUGAGCGUGGGGAUGUGGGUGGAACAAUUUAACAAUGGUACAAAACCGGUGGAAUACAUUCACAGCAUCAAGUAUUGUCAGUUUGGUUGCAUAGAGAAUUACUUGACGGCGCAUUACCAGUCGCCGAGACAGAUGAUUUGCUUGUGGGAUAAGUUGGUUUUGACAGGAAAACCUCAGUGCUGCAACAUGAGAUGA
Messenger RNA from Microthlaspi erraticum, 2043 nucleotides. NCBI's taxonomy places the organism in Eukaryota, Viridiplantae, Streptophyta, Magnoliopsida, Brassicales, Brassicaceae. The record is from the annotation of a GenBank genome assembly.